Mesocestoides corti is the source of this 711-nucleotide messenger RNA. The record is from the annotation of a GenBank genome assembly. NCBI's taxonomy places the organism in Eukaryota, Metazoa, Platyhelminthes, Cestoda, Cyclophyllidea, Mesocestoididae.
AUGGAUAAGUUUACCACCUUUGAUGUUCUAACUCGCUCUGAGUCAGCGCCCGGGUUUCCUGAAAUUUUCUCAGACUCCACGUUCGAAAAAAUCUGCGAAGUUUGUGAACACAAAGUCACAUGUGGGCUUAAGGUGCUACGCCUGGACGAGGCCAAGCUCAUGAAGUGGUUGCAGUCAUCAGUGGAUCGCAUUUGCAUGGCCGCGAGUCGCCUGUCAGAUUCUCUUCAAUUGAAACAGUUGCAAAUCGCACUGGCUUCACAGAGGGCGGACUCGGCGGCUGUCGCUCCACUAUUUGCUGAAGACUCUACGGCUGCUCGGGCCCUCCUAUCCGGUGACCUACACGAGGGUGCGCUUCGUAGUUUCGCUUUCCAACUUAUUGCUGACAAGUUGCCGGGUGAAUUCAUCGAAAAGCUGCACACGUCUCUCGGCCUUUCCGCCUGUCUUCCUGCUAUCCAUGCUGACAAGGAAAACACUGACGUUGUCAUUGGCAGCAGUGAGAAGAAGGCAAGUUCUUCUGUGCUGGCUUGCCACGAAAACGGACCCACAGAGGACUACUCAAAGAAUUUCAAUGGCUCCAAAGCAGCAUCGGUAAGUCUUGUCCCCAAUUCUGUAAUUCUGUGCUGCUACCAGGUGAAAACCGCGUCUGAAACGAAGCGAAUGAAGAUGGCCAGGGGCACAAAGUCAAUCACGGCCUUUUUCGGAAAAACCUGA